UCACGUCAAAGCGGCGUAGACAAAGGGCGGGCGCGCGCACGUCCUUACGCACGCCUCGGCUGGAGGCGGCGGGCCAGGACGGGAGGGACCAGCACCGGAGGGAUCUGGAGCCCUGGAGUUUCGCGGUCGCUUUGGCAGCAUGUAAGCAACUUCUUGCCAAGAACCCAGGUCACCACUGAGAAGAGUCCUUAGGGAGAAGAAUAUCCAGAGGAAACCAAUGCCAGGAGUGUCUGGAAUUAUACUCACUGCAGGCAGCAUGAGACAUUCUGUGCCAGCAUCUGUGUCCUACUGGCAAAGACUGUAAUUCUCCAGGUAGGAGGGUCCUGGAAGCAUCAUGCACCAGGAGCCUCUCCAGAGGAAAAAUGGGGCCAGAUAUGAACUCUCUACAAUGAACACAAUUUUCAGCUUAUGAAGAAAUUUUAAGUAAAACACUUAUUUAAUUCCCACAUAUUCAAGUUCAGUAGCCUUCUGAGUGAAGUGCCAGCAGUCACCCCACCCUCUACAGGAGUUAUCAGCAUUUUUCUGGCACCAAGUUGAACUCUUCUUGGUAUUUUUGGCAAUGACAGAUAAUCAGAACAGAUUUAUCUGCUAAAUGCUCUUGGGCAGGAAAAAAAGUAAAACUUCUGGAAGCAGUGUAAGGGUAGCGGAGCAGAGAUCCCUGCCUCACUGCUCACUGUCACGGAAACAGCCUGGACUCUGAUGCUCAUACCGAAGAUUGACCCUGCCUCAUUUACCUCCAAAGUCCAUCUAUUCCGGGGAGAUCCGACGUUUUCGGGUUGCCUCCUGUGGCCCUUUUUAUCAUUUUACUCCCAGGCUUUCUGUUGAGGCUGUCGAAUGAUAUGAACUUUGGAAUGGAGUUUAUUUUCUGUUGGGAACUUGCCUCCUUUCUCAGGGGGGUGCUGUCUCAGAGGACCAUCUGACGUCCGUGCGUUGUUCUUGGGGAGAGGAGGGCAUUGGCCUUGCCUGGAUCCUCCACCAUGUUCCUGUUGCUGCCUUUUGAUAGCCUGAUUGUCAACCUUCUGGGCAUCUCCAUAACUGUCCUCUUCACCCUCCUCCUUGUUUUCAUCAUAGUCCCUGCUAUUUUUGGAGUUUCCUUUGGUAUCCGAAAGCUCUACAUGAAAACUUUGUUAAAAAUCUUUGCGUGGGCGACCUUGAGAAUGGAGAGAGGAGCCAAGGAGAAGAACCACCAACUCUAUAAGCCCUAUACCAAUGGAAUCAUUGCAAAAGAUCCCACUUCACUAGAAGAAGAGAUCAAAGAAAUUCGUCGAAGUGGUAGCAGUAAGGCUCUGGAUAAUACUCCAGAGUUUGAGCUCUCUGACAUUUUCUACUUUUGCCGGAAAGGAAUGGAGACCAUUAUGGACGAUGAGGUGACAAAGAGAUUCUCAGCAGAAGAGUUAGAGUCCUGGAACCUGCUGAGCAGAACCAAUUACAACUUCCAGUAUAUCAGCCUUCGGCUCACUGUCUUAUGGGGCUUAGGAGUGCUGAUUCGGUAUUGCUUCCUCCUGCCACUCAGGAUAGCUCUCGCAUUCACGGGAAUUGGUCUUUUGGUGGUGGGCACCACUGUGGUGGGAUACUUGCCAAAUGGGAGGUUUAAGGAGUUCUUGAGUAAACAUGUUCACUUAAUGUGUUACCGGAUCUGCGUGCGAGCCCUGACAGCCAUCAUUACCUACCACGACAGGAAAAACAGGCCUAGAAAUGGUGGCAUCUGUGUGGCCAAUCAUACCUCUCCUAUUGACGUUAUCAUUUUGGCUAGUGACGGGUAUUAUGCCAUGGUGGGUCAAGUGCACGGGGGACUCAUGGGCGUGAUUCAGAGAGCCAUGGUGAAGGCCUGCCCUCACGUCUGGUUUGAGCGGUCUGAAGUUAAAGAUCGCCACCUGGUGGCUAAAAGACUGACUGAGCACGUGCAGGAUAAAAGCAAGCUACCUAUACUUAUCUUCCCAGAGGGAACCUGCAUCAAUAAUACAUCGGUGAUGAUGUUCAAAAAGGGAAGUUUUGAAAUUGGAGCCACGGUUUACCCUGUUGCUAUCAAGUAUGACCCUCAAUUCGGUGAUGCCUUCUGGAACAGCAGCAAAUAUGGGAUGGUGACGUACCUGCUGAGAAUGAUGACCAGCUGGGCCAUUGUCUGCAGUGUUUGGUACCUGCCUCCUAUGACCAGAGAGACAGAUGAAGAUGCCGUCCAGUUUGCAAAUAGAGUGAAAUCCGCCAUUGCCAGGCAGGGAGGACUCGUGGACCUGCUAUGGGAUGGUGGUCUGAAGAGGGAGAAGGUGAAAGAUACAUUCAAAGAGGAGCAGCAGAAGCUGUACAGCAAGAUGAUUGUUGGGAACCAUGAAGACAGGAGCCGGUCCUGAGCCUGCGCCUUGCGCUGGCUGGAUCCAUCAUGCCUGAAUCCUGAAACGGGAGACAGCUGGAGUCGUUGCUGCCGCAGCCCCCACUGCUGCAUUCUUUCCAGACUUGGGGUCUUUGGGCUGCUGUGGAUCCCAGGACUCCAGCUUCUUCAGAGCUGCCUGGAUCCCUGGGCUUGCCGUCUGAAGUGAACGCUGCUGGGUGUUGCUGCCCAGGAUAAGAUGCCUUCUUGUUACUUUUACAAUAGGUCCAUUGGAGGAAUGCCAUUAAAGUCAACUCUCCACCUAUGCGCACGCAGGGCUGAGUGGUUGAAGAAUUGGCCGCAUUCCUGUGCUGGGGAACAGUAGGACGUUAGUCCCUUACAGAUGCCCACAUGCCAGGGACUUGGCGGGGGGAAGGACUGCCUACUUGUGAGGAGAGGCACUGCGAGGCAGUGGGUUUGCCAGCCUCAGCAUCGCCGCCCCACCUCCCACCAGCCUUGGAGUUUUGUGGGUUUGGUAAAAGAAAACUGUUGUCUGCAGGGGCUUUCAGCAAGACGAAGUUUUAAGUUCUUGUGCAGUCACCGGAGGGGGUGGGAAGAGGCAGGAUGAACCAGUGACUGCUGUGUGAUGGGAACCAACAGUCACUUUUCGCGUUCAGACUUCAGUGCUAACCCUGAACUCCCAUGUGACUUGCUCUUUGUUAACACGUGCCUCAGUUUCUCCAUAUGUAACCUGGACCAGGAGGGGGAAGGGUGGCGAAACCUACCUCACAGGGCUGUUCUGGGGAUUAAAGUGCUUCAGUGGCUGGAGGAGAGUAAAGCUCAGUGUUGUAAGGACGGGUCCCCGAGAUGUGGCAGGAUGAGGUCUGAGCUCCAAGCUGCUGCCCAGGGCUUGGAAGUUGUUUUGUGAGUAAAUAAAAUUGUCUUUGAUGGUGAAUGAA
Messenger RNA from Pteropus alecto (black flying fox), 3264 nucleotides. It is a transcript of the gene GPAT4, whose product is annotated as glycerol-3-phosphate acyltransferase 4. Gene Ontology annotation, biological process: triglyceride biosynthetic process. Bases 978 to 2348 code for a protein of 456 amino acids. The record is from RefSeq and is a predicted model, not a curated record. Gene Ontology annotation, cellular component: endoplasmic reticulum. The transcript has 13 exons. Lineage: Eukaryota; Metazoa; Chordata; Mammalia; Chiroptera; Pteropodidae. Gene Ontology annotation, molecular function: glycerol-3-phosphate O-acyltransferase activity.